Rotaria sp. Silwood2 is the source of this 4530-nucleotide messenger RNA. NCBI's taxonomy places the organism in Eukaryota, Metazoa, Rotifera, Eurotatoria, Philodinida, Philodinidae. The record is from the annotation of a GenBank genome assembly.
AUGUGGAGCAAAUGUUGUAAAUCUCUUAAUUCAUGUGAUAUUCGACAGUUUUGGCGAAAAGCUCGGCGACAUUUCUUCUCUUAUUGUCCACCAAUUGAAGGUAUUCUAUACAAUGGUGUAGUUAUCACAUCUCCAGUGGAAAUCUAUAAUAUAGCCAAGCAAUUGUAUACAGAACAAUUUUCUGAGCAUGAACAUAAUCAAUCUGUGGUGGAAAUCGAAGCUUAUUUAAUUGAUCAAGAACUGGAUAAAGAACUUAAAAAUUCGAAAUUAUAUUGUAUUAGUAUUAAAUUCAUUGAUGUUAAAAUAGCUGUUUUAUUAUUAAAGAACAAGAACUCCACAGGAUUAGAUGGUGUAUCCAACAGAAUUAUUAAACUCCUACCUUCACUUCAUCUGACAUUUAUUACUUCCGCUUUUAAUUUUAUGGCUCAAAAAUAAAUUAAAGGUAUCAAGUCAAAUCAUUUGCCAUUAUUUAAAGGUGUUCCUCAGGGUUCUUGCGUAGGCCCAGUAUUAUUUAUUGCUUUUCAUUACGAUAUAUUAAAAGCAGUAUCAAAUCUCCACUUUAAACAUCCAUUUGCCGAUGAUUUUGCUAUUGUUCUAUCACGAUCAGCAACUUGGUCAUCGCCAUUACUCAUUCCACAUCUUUCACAACAAAUUUCCAAUAGUAAGUUUUCAACAGGCUCAUCUCGUCCAGUAGCAAUUAUUACCGCCGAUUUCAACAAUGACUCACUACUUGAUAUUGCCACCGCCAAUUAUGGAACUCACAGUAUUACAGUACUCUAUAGAACUCACACUGGAAAUUUUUCACUUCCAAUUACGUAUUCAACAGGUUAUGAUUCUCUUCCAUCCUCAAUAGCUGCUGGAGAUUUCAAUAACGACAACUACUUAGACCUUGCCAUCGCUAAUUAUGGCACCAACAAUGUUGGCAUACUUUUUGGAAAUAGCAACAGAACUUUUGAAAAACAAAUCACGUUUUCAACCGGAUUAGGUUCUCAUCCAUAUUCAAUCGCUGUUGGCCAUUUCAAUGACGACGGAUUUGUCGACAUAGCUAUUGCUAAUUUCGGAACUCAUGAAGUAUUUGUACUUUUGAACAACGGUAAUAGAACUUUUGCUAAUCAAGCCAAUUAUUUCAUCAGUUCCGGUUCUCCAUAUGGAAUCGGCGUUGUAGACAUCAACGAAGAUAAUCGAUUAGACAUCGUCAUAACCAACAACGGCAAUAAAACUAUAGGUAUACUUCUUGGAUAUGGAAACGGUGAUUUUGAAAAUCCGAUUCUGUAUUCAACCGGCUCUUAUUCUUCAGUUUCACUUGCAAUAGGCGAUCUGAACAGGGAUCAUCGAUUAGAUAUUGUCGUUGUCAACGAUGAUACUGCUAGCAUAAGUAUUCUUCUUGGCCAAUAUGAACUCUUUUUAAACGAAAAAAGAUAUUCAGCUGGUAAUUGUUCAUCUUCUCCAGCUGUUGGAGACUUCAAUAACGACGCUCGACUAGAUAUCGUCGUCGCCAAUUCUGGUAGCAAUGAUGUGAGUAUCCUUCUUGGAAAUGGAAAUGGUUCUUUUGAAAAUCAAACAAGGUAUUCAGUCGGCUCUCGUCCACUAUCUGUAGUUGUUGGUGAUUUCAACAACGACACUCGACUAGAUAUCAUUGUUGCCAAUGCAGAUAGCAAUGAUGUGAGUGUCCUUCUUGGAUAUGGGAAUGAUUCUUUUGCAGAACAAACAAGGUAUUCAGUUGGGAGAGAGCCAAGAUCUGUAGCAGUUGGCGAUUUCAACAACGAUGCUCGACUAGAUAUCGUUGUUGCCAAUUAUUUCGGCUAUGAUUUGAGUGUCCUUCUUGGAUAUGGGAAUGGUUCUUUUGCCAAAGAAAAACGAUAUUCGGCUGGCCCUUUUCAAACAUUUGUCGCUGUUGGUGAUUUCAAUAGCGACAACCGACUAGAUAUCAUUGUCGUCAAUUACUAUAACUAUACGUUGACUGUUCUCCUUGGAUAUGAGAAUGGUUCUUUUGCAAGCGAGACAAGCUAUUCAGUUGGGAGAUCGCCAAUGUUUGUAGCUGUUGGUGAUUUUAAUAACGACAAUCGACUAGAUGUCGUUGUCGCCAAUGCCGAAAGCGAUGAUGUGAGUGUCCUUCUUGGAUAUGGGAAUGGUUCUUUUGCAAACGAGGCAAGAUAUUUGGUUGGCUCUGCUCCAAUAUCUCUCACUGUUGGUGAUUUCAAUAGCGAUAAUCAACUAGAUAUCAUUGUCGUCAACGAGGGUAGCAAUGCUGUGAGUUUCCUUGUUGGCUAUGGGAAUGGUUCUUUUGCAGAAGAAACAAGGUAUUCAGUUGGCUUUAAUCCAAUAUCUGUAGCUAUUGGUGACUUCAACAACGACACUCGACUAGAUAUCGUUGUCACCAAGUGCACUGAAGAUGUGACUCAUGAUGUGAUUAUCCUGCUGCAAUAUAACAGAGGAGGGAUAGAAUAUAAAAUGGCCUACGCAUCUGGCGGUGGAUCUAGCCUCAAAUUUAUAGUUGUUGGUGAUUUGAAUAAUGACGCUUCUUUGGAUAUCGUCUUGGCUAAUUACGGUACUGGUAAUCUAGGUGUCCUGUUUGGAUAUGGAAAUGGUAAUUUCGAAGAUCAAAUGAUACUUAGUAAUGGCUUGAAUCCUCAUCCGACUUCGAUUACUAUUGGUGAUUUUAAUGGUGACAGUGUAGUCGAUAUUGCUUUUGCUGACUAUGAUGGAAUGCAUGUAGAUAUGCUGCUUGGAAACGGGAACAGAUCAUUUGAAUCUCGAACAAGCAAAGGAAUUAGUUUGGAUUCACGUUUGUUAGCCAUGGCUUCUGGUGAUUUUAAUAAUGAUAAACGAUCGGAUAUAGUCAUCAUUUAUGAUGGAAUGGAUAAGGUGGAUAUCUUAGUUAGCUACAAUUAUUUUUUCUCAGCAGCAAAAAAAUAUUCAGUUGGCUAUGAUCAUAGAUCUAUCGCUACUGGUGAUUUCAAUAGCGACAAUCGACUAGAUAUCGUUCUCCCCAAUAAUUUCGAGAAUUAUGUGAGUGUCAUUCUUGGAUAUGAGGACGGUUCUUUUACAAAAGAAAGAAGAUAUACAGUUGGGGAAUGGCCACAGUCUGUAGCUGUUGGGGAUUUUAAUAACGACAAUCGACUAGAUAUCGUUGUCGCUAAUUCCGCAGGCGCUGAUGUGAGUGUCCUUCUUGGAUAUGGGAAUGGUUCUUUUGCAAAACAAACGAGCUAUUCGGUUGGGAACUGGCCACUAUGUGUAGCUGUUGGUGAUUUCAAUAACGACAACCGACCAGAUAUCGUUGUCGCCAAUUCUGACAGUGAUGAUGUGAGUGUCCUUCUUGGAUAUGGGAAUGGUUCUUUUGCGGACGAAAAAAGAUAUUUAGUUGGCUCUAAUCCACAAUCUGUAGCUGUUGGUGAUUUCAACAACGACACGCGACUAGAUAUCGUUGUCGCCAAUUGGGAAAGCGAUAAUGUGAGUGUCCUUCUUGGAUAUGGGAAUGGUUCUUUUGUAAAACAAACAAGAUAUUCGGUUGGCUUUCAUCCAACAUCUGUCGCUGUUAGUGAUGUCAAUAACGAUACUCGACUAGAUAUCAUCGUCGUCAAUUCGUAUAGCAAUGAUUUGACUGUUCUGCUUGGAUAUAAGAACGAUUCUUUUCUAAAAGAAACAAUAUCCUUAGUUGGCUCUUUUCCAUUUAAUGUAGCUGUUGGUGAUAUCAAUAAAGACGCUCGACUAGAUCUUGUUGUCGCCAAUGCUCAUAGCAGUGAUGUGAGUGUCCUUCUUGGAUAUGGGAACGGUUCUUUUGGAGAAGAAACAAGAUAUUCGGUUGACUCUCAAGCAUUCUUUGUCGCUGUUGGUGAUUUUGAUAAUGAUAAUCGACCAGAUCUCGUUGUCACUGGUUGGCAUAGCACAUAUGUGAGUGUCCUUCUUGGCUACCACCGUACAGCUCUUGCAAUACACAGAACACUCGUUACUGGAAAUGGUUCCCGACCACAGUCGUUAGUAAUUGACGAUUUUAACAACGAUAAUCUUAUGGAUAUCGCUAUUGCUAGUACAGGCACCCACAAUAUCGGUAUUUUUCUUGGAUAUGGUAAUUUCUCUUUUACAAAGCAAGUAACAUAUUCAAUUCAAUCAUCUUUAUCGCCAUGCUCUAUAGCUGCGGGUGAUUUCAACAAUGAUUUUCGACUAGAUAUCGCCCUUGUUAGUUGUGAAUCGGAUAAGGUUGGUGUUUUGCUUGGAUAUGGCAAUGGUUCUUUUGGAAAUGUAACGCCCUAUUCAACAAGUUCGUACUCGUCCCGAUAUUCUUUAGCUGUUGAUGAUAUUAACAACGAUACUAUACAAGACAUCAUCAUCGUAAAUCAUGACGACAACAGUCUAGGUGUAUUUCUUGGAUACGGUAACGGCUCAUUUGCAAGUAUUAUCCUAUUUUCGUCGGAGUACGGAUCCAAUCCAUUCGCCAUUGUCGUUGGAGACUUCAACAAUGACAGAAAACUAGAUAUUGCUGUUGCAAAUAAUGGAACUGACAGUUUGAAUAUUCUCUUGCAGACUUGUUAG